Messenger RNA from Chara braunii, 4001 nucleotides. The record is from the annotation of a GenBank genome assembly. NCBI's taxonomy places the organism in Eukaryota, Viridiplantae, Streptophyta, Charophyceae, Charales, Characeae.
GCUUGGGGUCAUCGAAUGGUGGGGGGUGACCGUGGGAAGAAUUUUUAUUUUUAAUUCAAAAGAAGGGAAAAGAAAUGUGAGCGGUGAUUUUUUUUUUUUUGUUUUUUGGAAAGUGGGCUGUGAUUUGAGGCGGACGCAAGCCACACAACCUAAGGGCAUACUCCGCAAGUGGGCUUUCCUGCAUAUAUCUGAUCGCAAUUAAUUAUGGGCCAAAAGUUGGUCGAAAUUAGUCGAACAGCCAGAGCGCCAGGACGGCUGAACUCUGGAUGGUCGGAACAGCGAAGAUUUGUCUUGGCUAUUGCUGUCAUUCUUUUGCCACUUGCAGCAGCAAUGAUCGCGUUUGAUGUCUUCACAGUUUUCUUCAAGACAGAUUUCCACCGCAACAGCAGAACUGUGCUACCUCUUGUAACGUCAGUACUCGUAGUUAUGUCGUAUCUGCUGUUUGGAGCUUCAGUCUCAAUCCUUGCAUUUAAAAAUUAUGAGGAUGUUAAUAAAGACUGGGAUCGGGAUAUCCGCUUCAUGAAGAAUGCCAAGGGGGCAGGGGUUUGCGGGAUGCUUGCAUUUUUUUCGAUCUUCCCAUCCUUGGCUUUGCUCGUUUGGCGCACUUGUUCCAUGUUGAAAUUCCAGUGUUCAAAAGAGAAUGGUUGGCGUAAUUGUUCCAUGUCGAAAUUCCAAUUUUCAAAAGAGAAUCUUUGGCGCAUGUUGAAAUUCCAGUCUUCAAAAGAGAAUGGACUGUAAGGAUGGUAGGCCCCCCCCAAUCUCCCAUUCCUGCCUGUCCAAGCUGCUUCCUAAUGUUUUUCAUUUCCAGUUUUGUUGUACAAUACCUCUCCCUUGGAAGCUGGAACAUGGAAAGGGAGAAGGGUCACUUCUUCUCCGUACUUGGGGCCUCGCACCUUUUGCAACCAGUAAUAGAGGUAGUUCUGAAUGUAAAAGAGGAGAGAGAGAGAGAGAGAGAGAGAGAGAGAGAGAGAGAGAGAGAGAGAGAGAGAGAGAGAGAGAGAGAGAGAGAGAGAGAGAGAGGUCAGGCAAUUCAGAGCCUAGUAUCCAUAAUCAUUGCAAUAUUGUGAUUUGGUGAAUCCCAGCCACUUGCACGCUUGUGCCUGAGCAAGCAAGAGAGAGAGAGAGAGAGAGAGAGAGAGAGAGAGAGAGAGAGAGAGAGAGAGAGAGAGAGAGAGAGAGGUAGGUUAGUAUAUCAAAGGAUUCGGUUUUGUUUUUCCAUCAAGGGGUGGGGGGCUACAUUGAAGUCAGCUGGUUGUGUAGGUCAGGGUGCAACAAUUUCCUUGAGCUGAUUCAUAUUUUUCUGUAAAAGAGGAUCAUAUCUUGGGUAAGAUUUCGAUGAUCACCAUGGAGCGAGGGGAUGCUUUAUGUUCUGAAGCAACCCCUGGCGCCACUGGCGAGCUUGGUUUCCCCUGGCCCUCCGGACGGAUGGAAUGGACAGCCUUUGUCACUGUGAUGUCGAACGCUCUCAGUGCGACUACUGCUGUACGUGAGUUUUUUAGCACAGAAGAAUUGGUGUUUCACACAUGGCUCUCACCCUCUCUCACGUGUCUGGUGUGGUUAACACUGGUUGUGCUUCCUUGCCCCAGUGGCCAGGAAGGAGAAUGAGUAGGGCUAGUACUGUGGUAGCGUGGGUGGAAAGGUGGUGGUUAUCUUGAGACCGAGCAAGGCAGUGGAUUUAGGGUUUGGGGGAAACAAUAUAGCGAGGCAGUGGAUUUAGGGUUUGGGGGAACCGAAAUAGCGAGGAGUGGAUUUAGGGUUUGGGGGAACCACAAUAUAGAUAGGAACAGACAGCUCAGCUAGAUCCGUAUUCGUGUUUGCUGUCUGAUCGAUAGUCUCCCCUCGCACACUUUCUGAAACUCCUACAUGAUUUGCAUCUUCUCAUGUCAAACUCUCCUCGCACAACGUCUCUUGCAUAACCGUCACCAGACUCACCACAUUUAGAAUCCUUAUAUCGCUACCGCUCAAGCUUCCAGAAGGUAAAUCCUCAAGCCCUGUUGGGACUCUUGGGACUCGAUUUGACCCAACAGGCCUUGGGAGUCUUCAAGAGUCCCAAGGCCUAUCAUGGAUGGAAUGGAGUCGAGAUUUUUGGAACUCAAAUUUUGUUAAGGAAAUCAGCAAAGGAAAUCAGAUAGGAAUUGAGUCGGGCGGCGACUCGGAGAUUCAACAGCCAAGGCCAGUUGGAUUUCCCUGAGUACUAAGUCUGAGUCUCUUCGUUUCGAAAUGGUUAAGGAAAACGACGACUUUGAUUUCCUUACGAAGUCUUUGCUUUUCAAAUUGGUUAAGUUAACGAAAAAGACAACUUCGAGUACGUUCCAAAGUGACAAAGUCGUUUCUUUUCAAAUUGGUUAAGGAAAUUAACAAAGGCGUCAUGAUGGGGUUGGCAAGUCAGAUUCUACCUUCAGCUCUGUUGAGGAGUCCAGCAGCAGGGAUAGCUCAAUUACCACUAGUAUGCGGUCCUGGACUCCAGGAACGCCCGAAAUCGGUCCAAUGCAUGCGAGGCAUGGGCAGGACCGUUACGAUAGACUAGGAACGGCGGAAAUCGGUCCAUGCCAGGCAUUAGUUGGACCUUUGCAGCGUGAUUAUAUGUGAUAUAGAUUUGACGAGCGGGGUCUAGUAGCCUAAUCCGAUAAUCCACUAGCAUCAUUGCCCAUUUCGCGUUGAUGGACAGGUGCACUUUCACUACGGUAACCAUGAUGCACUUAGCAACAUGCUGAGUCAGCUGAGGAUGUAGCUGAGUGAAUGCUGACAAGUCUUUGUGAGGACUUUGCCGGUACUAUGAUGCUUAACCACACAGUUAUGGGACUACCACACGGUUAACCACAUGGUGGUAUGCGUUCAAGUUGGUACAACAACAUCACAUUCUGCAACUGGAUGAUUUCUCGAAUUCGCAACGGGCAGGGCAUCAUAUCGAGAGUGAAUUCCACUCGUAAAAACGAUAGAGUAGAGUAGAGUAGAGUAGGUAGUUUUAUGAGUCACUGAGUCAGCAUGAGUUGGCAUGGAGCUGAUAAUGGUUGAUGGGAUAAUGAUAAUGCAGUGUGUGUGUGUGUGGGGGGGGGGGGGGGUCACAAAUUUAACACUUUGGUAUAUAAAUGCUCCUCCCGGGACUUCCGGUAUGAUCCUCAAUAUUAUCAUCCAAUGCCUAAUAAUGUAAUCUCAUAAGGGACGUUGGGCCCAGUUCCCAGCACGUGCUGCUUCCCACGAAUAGAUUGGAGAGUUUGUUAUUACCAAAAAACAAAACAAACAAACAAAAAAGAACCAUAUUGUACUGACCAGGUGGAGUUUUGCCUACUACCGGGUCAAGGUCCCCUGGGAUGGUAACGAGGAUUAUCGAAUCGACAUUGUCAGAGUGAUCUGAAGGAUUAAUUUGGGCCGGCACCUGCUUCAGUGCGGUAUGUGUUCCUUCAGCAACAGACGGCAAGGAAUAAAUCAGCGAGCGGCAACUUGAAGCACAGUUUGAAGGCCAACGGUAAAAAGCGGACGGUAAAAAACAUCCCAACUCGAAGACAGGGGAGGGGAGGGGGUCUGAUUCCAAGGCAAAGAAGGGCACCUUGUCCACCUGUGCAUGCAAGGCACUGCAAGCUUCUUCGUGACAGUGCAUGGAAUGAUGGAAGAUACCAAUCAGGGGGGGGAUCUCGGGUCCGAAUGGGGUGUUGAGAGGGUUCAAACAAGUGUAUCAUUUGAGAAAAUGUGGUCGAUUUUCGAGCAUGUUUUUCGAAUGAUGUAGAGUACCAAGUAUAUAGAAGAAGAGGGUGCCUACUUUAGAGUGGGGGUGGUAUACGAGUAACAAGGUCGAGAAACAGACCAUGAGUUUAAAUCCUGCCAAGCACAAGACUUGUUAUUGAGCUAUGGUUGGUGCUAACAGCAUAACCGAUAGAAAUGGAAGAGUUGUGGCAGUGAGAGGAGGAUGUGAGAUUUCUGCUGAAUUGCUAGAUAUGGUGACGGCUGGGAGGACCGCUACUGAUGUCCCCAAUUGGAGUGCAGAAUCAAUUAUCCAUCCUUGU